AUUUUUAAAAAAUAUUUAUAAAAAAAUUAUUACAUAUUACAUAAAAUUUCGAAAUAUUUUUUUACAUAAUAUGUGUGCUGAUAAUAAUGAAAAUAGUAGACCAAUAACACCAUCAGAGGAAGAUUGUUGCCAUAGUGCAUGUGAUCCUUGCAUUUUUGAUGUACAUAAAAAAUUACUCGAAGAAUAUGAAAGAAAAAAAAAAAAUAUAAAAAUACAAAAUAAAGAAAACAUACUUCAUUUGUAUAAAUAUAAAAAUUUUGUAGUUUUCAAUAUAGAAGAGAGAUCUGAAUGUUAUAUUUUAAUUGUUUUGAAAUAUUAUGAAAAUAACUACAAAAAUAAAAGAAUAUUAAUUGAUCUUGGACAAUACGUUAUGUUACAUUUACAUGACAUUACCAAACCAUUCACACCAAUUCUUUUCACAGAUGACUGUAUUGAAUUUCUAAUUAGACUUUAUCCAAAUGGAAAAUUUAGUCAAUAUUUAAAGAACAUAAAAAUAGGUGAUAUAAUUCAUAUUAGAGGACCAUAUGGAAAUUUUAAAUAUGAAAGUAAUAGUUUUCAAACAAUUAUUAUGUUUUCUAUGGGAUCUGGAAUAACUGCAGUUUAUCAUAUAGCAAAAUCAAUUGUAGAAAAUGAAUUAGAAGAAACAAAGAUUCAUCUUAUUGGAGGAUUUAAAAAUAUAUUGCAGAUUCCUCUAAAAAGAGAAUUACAAAUCUUAUCAGAUUAUUGGAAUUUCAAAUGUACUUUGCACAUAUCACAAAUACAAAAUGUUUGUAAUAUCCAUGGUAUAAAUAUAAAAUCUGGAAGAUUGGAUAAAAAAUCAAUCUAUGAAGUACUUAAAAAUAAAAUAGUUAAUACUACAUUAAUUUUAAUAUGUGGCACUAAUCAAUUUAAUAAUUAUGUUGAGCAGUGGAUAAAACACAUGAAUUAUACACAUGUACAUGUGUUUAAAUAAUAAAUAAUAAUAUUUAUAUAAUUUAUAAUUAUAUUAUACCAUUUAAUAUAGCAUGAUAUGCUUUCUUUACAAUUAGGACAUGAACCAUGAAUAUGAUCAAAUAUAACAUGAUUUCCAACAAUUGUUUGUAACCACUAAAAACAAAAUAAAUAUAAAUAUAAUAUUGUAAAUAUAAAUAGUUUAAUAAAUAUUAAAUAAAGAUUUAUAUUUUAA
Molecule: messenger RNA, 1165 nt
Organism: Apis florea (little honeybee)
Lineage: Eukaryota; Metazoa; Arthropoda; Insecta; Hymenoptera; Apidae
Product: NADH-cytochrome b5 reductase-like
Molecular function (GO): oxidoreductase activity
Source: RefSeq, a predicted model, not a curated record